Molecule: messenger RNA, 846 nt
Organism: Anneissia japonica
Lineage: Eukaryota; Metazoa; Echinodermata; Crinoidea; Comatulida; Comatulidae
Product: interleukin-20 receptor subunit alpha-like
Exons: 6
Coding region: 1-846 (281 amino acids)
Molecular function (GO): protein binding
Source: RefSeq, a predicted model, not a curated record
AUGGAAGAGGAUGAUGGAGCUAUGUGUGGCAAAUUUUUAGGGAGUCUGUACAGUAGUUCAGUGGUCAGGGCCGCCAAGAGAGGAAACUGUAACAGGGUCAAAGGAAUCUGGGAGCCCACUGAUAUUAGAAUUAACACACUGAACCUUGAGACGGUUAUGUCGUGGAGAGCUCCUGUUAUCAAAAACAAUACACACACCGUAUAUUAUCAAGUUGAAAGUAAAAACUAUGGAAGCUGGGAUGCCGAAGAUGCCUGCCAGCAUAUCUUAAAAACGUUUUGCGCUAUGGAAAAAAUGAAGGAAUCAGAUUUUAUUGCAAUGGGCUUUCCAAUCUACGCCAGAGUUCGAGCAAGCUUAGCUAAUGUAACAAGUAACUGGGUCGAGACACGUCGUCAACACAGACCCUCAGAAGAAGGUAAAAUUGAUGCACCUUUGAUAAAUAACAUCAGCAUGCUAAACAACGAUACGUUGAUUCUCGACCUAUCUUUUCCCGAAACACCUUACAAGGCUGGCACCCAUAGGUUGCGUGCAGACGAUAGUAAAUUGAAUUUGGGCGUUCAAGUAAACGUACGAAUCGAGAAAUUAAAGGUGAAUAAAAUAAUUUCAAAGCCUAGUUACAGGAUUUCAAACGUUCAUCUCCAACAAAAUACAGUCUAUACAGUGAGUGUAUUGUCAGUAGUGAGAGGAGGAUCAAGCCCUGUUCCUAAUAUAAAGAGGUUUGAGAAGAAAGGUGAAAACAUUUAUAUUCUUGAAGAAAUACCAACUUCCACUUCACCUGAUGAGGCCACAAAGUCAAUAAAGCCAACUACUGAAUUCAAGUUUAAAGGUGACGGGUCAACAAGGUUUUAA